Molecule: messenger RNA, 1944 nt
Organism: Ipomoea triloba (trilobed morning glory)
Lineage: Eukaryota; Viridiplantae; Streptophyta; Magnoliopsida; Solanales; Convolvulaceae
Exons: 4
Coding region: 27-1376 (449 amino acids)
Source: RefSeq, a predicted model, not a curated record
UCUAAAAUUUAUGUUUUUACUCAAUAAUGGCUGAAACUCAUAUAGAAGCGGUAGAAUCAGAGGCUGAAAAUGAAGCCACUCCUCUGCUUCUCACAGAGCAAACCGAAAUAGCUGAAAAUCCAGAAGGCAAAGCAGCAAAUUGCACCUAUCCUGAUGACACCCAUCUAGCCAAAGCCCUUCAAAAACUGGAACUUUUUCUGACUCUACUGGGAUUCAACCAAUCCUCAGUUCCGAGGCUUGUGCUCUCUUGGAGUUUCUUUUCUGUGCUUGCUUUGGCGCUGCCGCUGCUGAUUCUUCAGCUCUCCGAUUGCCCAGCCUGUGAGGCUGCUCAAAUCAAGAGCUUUGAGAUCGGUAUCGUGAUUUCCCAGGCUUGCCUUGCUGCUGCUGCCCUCCUUUGCCUUUCCCACAAUUUGCGCAAAUAUGGUGUCCGGAAGUUCCUGUUCGUCGACCGCUACGCCGGUCAUGAGGAGCGCUUCAGUCAGCAGUAUAUUCAUAAGAUCUCUGGUUCUCUCCGCUUGCUAGUGUUGUGGGUACUGCCAUGUUUCAUUUUGAAGACUGCCCGUGAAGUUUUCCGCAUUUUAUAUGUCCAUCGUGAAUCAGGGUGGGAAUCUGCUGCUAUCUUAUUGGCUUUUGUUUUGUCAUGGACUUAUGUUACUGUAGUUUUCUUGUCGGCCUGCAUUUUAUUUCACCUGGUCUGCAAUCUUCAAAUUAUACACUUUGAUGACUAUGUGAAGCUCUUGGAAAGAGAACCUGAUGUUUCAUUAUUAAUAAACGAGCAUGUCCUUCUCCGGUAUAAUCUCUCAAAAAUAAGCCACAGAUUUCGAAUGUAUCUUCUGCUGGAAUUUGUAAUUGUUACUGGGAGUCAGUUUGCAACUCUCUUCCAAACUACAGGAUAUACCGGGAUUAUAACUUAUGUGAACAGCGCUGAUUUUGUGGUCUCCUCAAUUGUUCAGGUAAGUGGGGUGAUCCUUUGCUUGUAUGCUGCUGCAAAAAUAUCUCAUAGGGCAGAAAGCAUCGGAUCACUAGCAAGUACAUGGCACGCUUUAGCUACUUGCAGCACUGACGAGGCGUCUCAAAUUAGAUAUUCAACUGGGAUGGGAUACAUGGAGGCUGCUAAUAUAUCAAGCUCAUUCUACAUGAACAGCUCAGAAAGUGAUUUGGAGUCGGGGUUAUUCAUAGUAGAACCUACAAAUGCGCAGUUGGCUUCUGAUAUGUCCUCAUACCACAAGAGAGAGGCCCUAGUUAUGUAUCUGCAGAGCAAUCCAGGAGGAAUUACUAUAUUUGGGUACACAGUGAAUCGAGGUCUAAUUAACACAAUCUUCUUCAUCCAAUUAUCCCUAAUCACCUUUGUGCUAGGGAUGACCUUGGUUUUAUAGCCACCUUUCGCCACUUUACUUAUACUAACAACUUGCAAUGCUUAUUGUUGGGGUACAUCUUGGAGGGCCGAGUUCAGCAUCCUGCCAUCGACCGCUAUUAUGCAACGGAGUAAGAAAAGAUAGUUGUGCCUUUAUUAUUAGCUAUAGAUUUUGACGUAAUGGUAAGCGCUUGAUUUCCAAAACCUUGGUGGAUUCUUUAGAAACACCAUUGCAAGGUUUCACAACACCAGUCUACUUCUUGCUUCCAAAGCCAGUGAGUGAAGUUUUGUUUUUGGACUGUAGCCAAGUGUUCUAGGUUUUCUUCUUGUACUAUUUUUACAGGUAACCCAACCAGGAACUAACCCAGGAUGACACCUUGUUGUACACUUGUACUAAUAGAUGACACCUCAUGCCACGUCAGCAUUUUAUAAACUUUUUUUUUUAAUUAGUCUAACAAUGUUGUUUCUUUAAUAUGGUUUACACAGCCAUAAUUUUGUAAGUUUUAUCCAUUUUGAUUUGUAUGAGGGGGCACCUCACUCCUUGUUUGCAAACAAUCAUUAUACCAUGGUCUACCUUGUACAUUUUUACC